UCUGCACAUCUGCGCCGCUGUUCUGUCAAGUUAUCCUACCAAGCCUACUACGCAUGCGUGAAAUCCAGGAGGGUAGGAAAAUUCAACAGUAGUUUUGUCCCACCGAUCAGCUGGGCUGAUAGAAAAUCGGUGAGAAUUUCACGCAUUUGCCGAUUUUUAUGUUUUGUGCGUAUUGGUCGAGUCUUUGGCCGAGUCAAAUAAUUUGUAAUGACUUGUUUUGAAUAAUAAAACGGUCUGUAUGAGAACUUGCUAGGAUAACUUUACAGAACACCGGGUAGGAAGAAAUUAUAGGUAGGAAGAAAUUUCAGAACACCGGCUGAGGUACUGUAGUGCUCGAGGGAGGAGCAGGAGCAAACCGAAACUCUUUUAAUCUGCCUUUAUUAAGUAACACUCACUCUUGUUUCGGUGAAGAAGAGAAAAGGCAGUGUCCAUCUCAGCAAAAUAAACCCGUUCGGCUGCUAGUUUUGUUUUCAGUCUCGGGUUUAUGGUUUCACGAGCGGCUUGAAUAGGCGGCGUGUGCGCGCGUGCGUGUGUGUGUGUAACUUGGCGACACCAAACUGAGGAGCUCCAGCUGGGCGGGUGAGCAGGAAAACACAUCUACUGCAUUAAAACACAGAGCAGCUUGAAGGGUUUUGCUGUGAACAUGACUAACCUCCUUUGGAAGUCAAGAAAUAUUCACCUCGGCAUUGCCUUCAUGAUGUUUACAUGUUUCUACAUACUAAUAAGUUAUUUUAAGUAUAAUACACUUUUCAGUGGAAAAGUAAGCCAUCCACACCCAAGAGCUGGAAUACAGAAGCCUUACACAUUUUCUGGCUCAGUUUGUCCAGCAUCUAUAUCAGCCAACAGCAUAACACCUAUUAGAGGGACCAGGUACCUAAUGGUGUCUGCUUUCAUCAGCGAUGAGGCAAAUGGGAAGGCAAACAUCAUUGCUAUAAUGAACCGGACCCACUCAGAGCCAUUUACCUGUAUAUUUUGCUGUUCCCCGCAUGGACUCAGUAUAUCUCCUGUAAAACUGGACAAGCAUAUUGAUCACUUUGGAUUCCCUUUUGUGACCACAGAUGCAUUCUGUAACAUAGAACCAACAUGCAAUGCCACACAUGUGACCAUUUCAAGACCAGAGAACCUUCUAGAAAUUCAGCAUCACCUGUAUUUGCCUCUACAGAAGCUCCUGACACAUGGGGGAGAUUUUGACGUGGACUUCACGCUGUGUAUUUCUUGUUUGUUUGGGGGGUAUAAUAAUGUCCUUCAGUUUGUGCAGACUAUAGAGACAUACAGGCUUCUUGGUGUGGAGCAUGUGGUUAUCUACAACUCCAGCUGUGGCCCAGACCUUGAGAAGGUUUUGCAUAGCUACAAAGAAGAUGGCAUCUUAGAAAUAAUCCAGUGGCCAAUCCAUCAUUUCCUAGAGCCAUCCAAAGGCUGGAACUAUGAGUUACACUCAGGGGAAGUGCACUACUAUGGGCAGCAAGCCACGAUAAAUGACUGUAUCCACAGGAAUAGGCAGAGGUCCAAAUAUGUGAUUCUGACUGAUGCAGAUGAAAUUAUCAUGCCAUAUCAACACUCAUCCCUGCACCAACUCAUGACAGAGCUUCAGCAAAAUAACCCUUACGUGGUGGCUUUCAUCUUUUGGACACAUCUCUUCUUCAAUGAAAUGAACAGAGACAGUGAGAGAUUGAACCUUCCUCAGUGGAGGCAUGUGCCUGGUGUCAACAUCCUAAGACACAUCUACAGAAAGCCCUUAAAAUGGUGGGCCAACAACAAUAGUAAGAUGAUUGUUGACCCGAGGAAGGUGAUGCAGGCAUCCGUGCAUACUGUGUAUAAAAUCAAUGGAAAGUCCAUCUGGGUGCCCAGUAAUUUGGCUAUGGUCAUGCACUCUAAACCAAAGUUUCCUGAUUUAGGCAGUGAGAAACUAAUCAUGGACAAUAAGAUUUGGGAGUAUGCAGAAAGGCUGAUACCAAAUGUUAAUAAAGUGCUGCAUAAAUCUGGGAUUUUGAAGUGAAAAAAAAUUGUCAAUUGUGCAAAAAAACUGGCUAGUCAUUUAAAUAUUU
Molecule: messenger RNA, 2045 nt
Organism: Neoarius graeffei (lesser salmon catfish)
Lineage: Eukaryota; Metazoa; Chordata; Actinopteri; Siluriformes; Ariidae
Exons: 2
Coding region: 644-1996 (450 amino acids)
Source: RefSeq, a predicted model, not a curated record